CGGCUCACUGGCAGCGGGGAGGAGGCUCCGCUCAUCCCGAUCAUCAUCAUGACCAUCAGAGCCGUGCUAACGGUGACACGGGAAACCGGAGCGAACAGGAUCUGAUGCAGCUGUGCUGCCGGGUCGUCCGGGAUCAAACCUGCGGCACUCUGAGGAUCAUGGACCCUGUGAUCCCGCCGGGCCCUGGCUCCCGGACCAGGAGCAGGAUGGAGGUCAGAACGUCAGCGAGCAGACGCACACUCGCUGUGAUCCUGCUGUCUGCUGGCAUGUUGGUUUCCAUGGUGACAUCGAGCUCACCUGCUGCAGGUGUGUUGGACUUUAACCGGACUACAGAGUCACAGCCACGUCCCUCGUCACCAUCACUAUCCUCCCCCUCUUCUUCUUUUUUCUCCCCCUCUCCCCCACGACCCCUGGCCCCUAGUCCACCCUCAGACUCUGAUUACCAUGGUACCAGCCAUGGGGCAGGCUCAGCAGAGGACUCGGACUCUGGCGCUCAGGGGAUCCACCUCCUGCUGAGGCCCCCAGACCUGCUGUCCCCCAGCCUCCCCCCACCCCUUCCGCCACACUCCCAGCCAACCCUUACUCCCCCUCCACCUUGGGAGCAGGGCCCCUCCUUGGAGGAAGCCUGGGGCUCUGGAGACUACCUGGAGACUCUGUCGUUCAUGGUGCCUGAUGGGGAAGAGCUGGCCCUGGCCACGCCGUUGCCCAGCCACCCCUAUGAUGAGGAUGACGGGGGAGACUGGGUCUCCUAUGACAACACCUUCCCCGCCCGUCCCACCCUCCCCCUCUCUUCCCCCUUUCCCCUCUCACCUUCCUCCUCCACCCCCAGUAUCCACUUGCACACUCGCCCCACCCAUCCUGAUGUCUUCCCCACCUGGGAUGAGGACUACGACCUGGAGGACAUGAUGCCUCUGGAGCCGACAGAACUGCUGCUGCCCGACAUGAACAGUCUGGAGUACUACACUAACCUGCUCGCCCGGGAGCGGGAAAGAGAGAGGGAGAGGGAGAGAGAGAGGGAGAGAGACCGGAUCAACAGGACUGACACUAAACCUCCCAUCACUCCAACAACAACCAAACCCCCCAGUACUCUUCCAUCUCCUUCCCCAAGCUCCGGAGCUCCUCAUGAACGAGAGCCCAAGCGACCUCCAAUAGGUCCUACCCCGCCUCUCACCCUGUCACCUACAGUCACAAGUGAGGAGAAGCCACGCCCACCAUCAACCACCUUAAAAACCCCUACUCCUGUUCCAAAACCCAAAGACCCCGGCAGACAUCCCCUUCGUCCCCCUUCAAACACAACCAGCAGGGUGCCUCCCCCUCCCCCACUUGGGCCUCCCACUCGCCCUGACAGACCAGAGAGACCCCCUGUGGUUGUAGAAAAGCCAGAGGUGACUCCACCUACCCGGACCACUACCACCACCACUAAGGCGACCACAACCACCACACAGAUCACCGCCAUCAGCCUGACCAGAGCACCUCCAGUCACAACACCUAAAGUAGCCCAGACUCCUCCAACAAGACAGUACCUGUGUAAUAUCACCAAGCCGGAGAUGUACCUGGUCAGAGUAGUCAGUUCCAGAGGUUCACCUGCAGGUUUCAGUCAGGUCAGAGACCUCCUGAAGAGAGAGUUCAACCGCUCAGUGGAGCUACAGUUUCUGAGAACUCCAUCUAGUUUUGCCUUUCGAGUCGUAUCGGGGCCGCUGAUCUUCACCGCCAUAUCCGUCAUCAACGCCCUCCGCUCAGUGCCACGCAGCGCCGGUCCAGUUCCCACCGUGUCCCCGCUCUACGUCGUCCCUGACCUCAGGUACCAAGUCCACUCUGUGCUACAGUUUGUCCCUGCCCACGUCGACAUCAGAGUCUGCAACUUCAGCGAGCGGGUGGAGAGGGGGCUGAUGAUGGCGUACGCAGAGUCACGGAGACGGACGCAUGAGACAGGAAACGUGAGCGUUCAGCUGUUAAACGUCACCAUGACCGUUUCACGGCCUGCACCCGAGAAGAAGGUUCCUGUUGACAUCACCUUUGCCGUCCGUGAUGGGCGGGACUUCCUGCCAGGGUCAGAAGUCAGCGAACACCUGAGGAAGCUGAAUCUGGUGGAGUUCAGCUUUUACGUCGGAUUUCCAGCUCUUCAAAUUGCAGAACCCUUUCACUACCCUGAGCUUAACACGUCUCACCACCUGCGCUCCACCUGGGUCCGUACAGUGCUGUUGGGGGUUCAGGAGCAGCUGGUGGCUGAGAGGAGCUUCAAAGCUCGUCUGGAGAGACGUCUGGCUCUGCUGCUGGAGGAGGGACUACAGGGAGGCAGCAGGAGGCGCUGGAGGAGAGCUACAGCUGUGGGCAACAACAGUCUGCAGGUGGUCCGGGUGUCUAGAUUAUCUGGUCCAGAGCGCCCCCUGGAGGUGUUUUACUUCGUGGAGGGUCCGGGUGGGGAGCGUGUACCUGCAGAGGUGACAGCAGCCACCCUAAACAGAGUGGACCUUCAGAGAGCCGCCAUUGUGCUUGGACAUCGAGUCCAGAGACCACUGGCCCAACCGGUGGAGACCCUGUCCGUCCCACCUGCUGAGACUCAAAGCAGCAGUAUCUGGCUGAUUGUCGGCGUGGUCGUUCCCGUGCUGCUGGCAGUCUUCAUCAUCAUCAUCUUGUACUGGAAGCUGUGCGGCUCAGAGAAGCUGGAGUUCCAGCCAGAUGCCAUAAACACGAUACAGCAGAGACAGAAGCUUCAGGCACCCAGUGUCAAAGGUUUCGACUUCGCCAAGCUCCACCUUGGUCAGCACAGCAAAGACGACAUCAUGGUGAUCCAGGAGCCGGGCCCCCUGCCAGCCCCGGUCAAAGAGGCGACGCCCUCUGAUGGUGGAGACCUCAACACCCCCAAAUCUAAAGGUUCCUCCACAAAGGCUGCAAGGUCUGGUCGCCGCCGGGGAAGGCUCAGCCCAUCUGAUGGCGAUUCGUUGGGAAGCGAUCAAUCAAGCGGCAGGGAAUCAGCAGAGGAAAGCACCAGACCUGUGGCAACGCCUAGUGAGGGGAAACAGCACAGAAAGACGCCAAAAAAUGGGAGGAGCAAGAUGGGUGGUGGUCCAGAUGAGCUCCUCUCCUCGUCCUCCAUCUUUGACCACGUGGACAGGCUAUCCCGCGGCUCAUCUGACGGCACGCGCCGCCAGGCCAACAAGGUACAGCUGAUCGCCAUGCAGCCCCGACCAAGCCCACCACACACUGCAUCACAGCCCAGCCCCACCCUCACCGAGAAGGUCAACACAGAGGUGGCACUGAGACACAAGUCAGAGAUCGAGCAUCACAGGAACAAACUGCGGCAGCGAGCGAAGAGGCGGGGCCAGUGUGAGUUUCCCUCCAUGGAUGACAUCAUGGAUGCAUUUGGAGAUGGACCAGUACAGAGCGAGGUGGCACAGCGUCUCUAUAGCUCUGCCCAUGACCACAUGGACUGCAUCCUACAGGCUGACGCCCCAUCUCCCCCCACCCCUACUGACUCUAGGAAGAGAGGGGGAAGGCGCUCUCCUCGGGGUCGGAGGGCUCAGCCUGGACCUGGAAGUCUUCCUGAUACAGACAGAGACCGGCUGCUCAUGGAUCAGAGCGCCACUUACAGGAAAUACCCAGGACUGAACAAUGUGGCCUACAUGUCGGACCCAGACCUUCCCCCAGAUCACGGCAGCCCUUCCCCAACAGACGAGGUGUUUGACUCCGCUCCAGCUCCACCCCCCUACAUGCCACCCCAGCCCUCCAUCGAAGAGGCUCGGCAGCAGAUGCACUCCCUCCUGGAUGACGCCUUCGCCCUGGUGUCGCCGUCCUCGCAGGGCAGCGCCGGGGUGAGCGGGGUAAGCCCUGCCCUGCCCUGCCCCUCCCCCCAGUCCCGCCCUCCAGGCAGGCAGUGGGGCUCUUACCCAGCAGCCCCCUCCCACAGCCCCUUUUCUGCAAGGUAUGCAGAGCUCGGGAUGUCUCCAACGUCAGUCCAGGGUCUGCUGCACAGGCAGGGCCUAAGUUCAGGAGGGUACGUUUCUACCGGAGACCAGCUGCAGGAGUCUGUUUACUCCAGCAGGGGGCAGUACGAGGACCCUCCUUCAUCAUCCAGACCGCGCCCUGUAGGGGGCAGCACAGGUGCACAGCUCCACCAUCUGACCCAGGUGGGUCUGUCAAGUCAGAUUGGGGCAUACCCUGGAGUGGGACGCAGCAUGUCGGGUCCCACUGGUUCAAGCUGGAACCAGCAGCACUCGGACCAGGACCUAUCCAGACCAGGAGCCAGCAGAGAGAGUGUGUUGUCAUUCCCCGAGUUCUCCUCGUCCUCCGUUUUUCAAAUGCCCAGCUCCUCGUUACGGGACCCUUCGGCUCCACCCCUCCUCCUGACCUCACCUACCCCAGAGUACCCACCUGAGGACGCCUCCCCCUCAGCCCACACCUCAGCCUCCCUGAUAAAGGCGAUCAGGGAAGAGCUCCGACGACUGGCCCAGAAACAGGCUGCAGUGACCAGCUACCCUUAGACUGGUCUGGAUUCUUGUGGAUCAGGACUCAACAGGUUCCAUCAGUUUGUGUUUUGGACCACUCUGAGCCUGUAAGGACCGGAUCAAAUCCAUGAAACUGAUCCACAUGCUGAACCAUGGAGCUAAUCUACGUCUGUGCCGUUAAACUCUAAGUAACUCUGGACCACGAUCCACGUCUGAAAGAGGAUAGUGUCUUUGGACUGAAAGACCUCCGGUUCUGUACAGGGUCCCGUCUGUCUGUCUGUCUGUCCAUCAUCCUUCAGCUCUGUGUUCAUUGGUCAGUUCUGACUCUUCAUGUGUCCAUUCAGGUGCUUCCUAAACAGGGUCAUUCACUGAUAAUCCAUCCACAACUUCAGGAGCAACAUUUGUAUUCUGAAAGUUCAAAGGGUCCUUUCUGUUCAGUGAAUCUUCAUCA
Cheilinus undulatus (humphead wrasse) is the source of this 4896-nucleotide messenger RNA. Its product is annotated as UPF0606 protein KIAA1549. The transcript has 21 exons. Bases 105 to 4481 code for a protein of 1458 amino acids. The record is from RefSeq and is a predicted model, not a curated record. Lineage: Eukaryota; Metazoa; Chordata; Actinopteri; Labriformes; Labridae.